AUGUCCGGACGAGAUAUUCUUCGAGGCAGACGAGACGGCUUUCUUGGGUCGUGGAGAAGAGGGCCGGAGGGGGUCUUCGACGAUAAAAAUGCGGCUCCUUUAUAUCUAGAGGAAAUUAGUGAUAUGUCAGGAAGAGGAUAUGGAGGUCUUGGGGGGGACCCUUACACGAACGGAAAUUCUGCUGGAUAUGCAAAUGGGAAUGGAUACGGAAAUGGCAGCCGGAAUGGAAGUGCAAAUGUAAAUGCAAAUGCAAACGCAAGUGGCUAUCCAGGACAAAUCACUGAAGAUGGAGACUACGAUCCCUAUGGCACUGGCACUGAUCGAUAUGCCACUCCAUCUCCACGACAGGAAGACCUUCGAACACCAUCCCCUUCCAUGCCCCGAACUCCUCGAUCGAGAGGUGUUUCACGACCGAGAGAAGCGGUGGGUAGGCCGAGAAUAGAGGAAACUAAUGCGGAGAAACAGAUUGGGGAGGUGUUGGAACAUAUCAAGACGGAGUGGCCUGCAUUAUGCCAAAAUGAAAGUGUGCCAGUGCAAUUGGCAUUACAGCUUUUAGACACGAGUUCGGUUGGUAAAGCGCAUGAAUAUGCCCAAUUUGAACAAUCGAUGCAAUAUCUGCAAGAUUCUCUGAAGAACAUCGUACAUGAACAUCAUCAGGGAUUUAAUAGUUCGAUUGGUACAUUUCAUAAAAUCCAAACGAGUAUACAGACGUCGCAGAAGAGGGUACGAACAUUGAAGGAUUCGCUCGCGCAAUCGAAAGCCAACCUCUCGACCACGGACCCGGAGUUGAGGAAGUUGGGCGCGGCGUCGACGAUUUAUGAUGAAUUAUUACAUACGCUCUCGGAGGUGGAGGAAUUACGACUGGUUCCGGAUCAAUUGGAAGCGCGGAUUUCGGAGAAGAGCUUCUUGACUGCGGUGGAUGUCUUGCAGGAUGCGUUGAGGAGGAUUCGAUCACCGGAGUUGGAUGAUAUUGGGGCGUUGAGUGAACUGAGGACGUAUCUUGCGAAUCAGGAAACGGCUUUGACGGAUAUUUUGAUUGAGGAACUUCAUGAUCAUUUGUAUUUGAAGUCUCCUUAUUGUCAGGAGAGAUGGCAGAUGUUGGCUAAGACUCAAGGCGGUAUCGCGAAGGAAAAGUUCGAGAACACAAAUGGAGUGAGGCCGUUUUUCGAAGUUCUUGAUACGAUGGAUUUGGCGGAGGUCAUGGUGGAGGAUGCCUCGAGAAAUCCCGAGGCUGAUACAUUUUAUUAUGUGGAAUUAUUGACAGAGGCAUUGAAUAAGCUCGGUCGUCUGGAGAUCGCUGUUAAUACCAUCAAACAGAGACUUCCAGUCGAGCUAUUUGGUAUCGUCAACGAGACUAACAGCGAAGUCGAUCAGAAGCAUCCAAGCUCUUUACGUGGUGGGCUCGCCUCCACACAAGGAAAUCAAACAUUCUCUAGUCGUGAGAAUGCUAUUCGCGCAGAUGUUAUUUACGAUCUACUAUGGACAUUAUACGCAAAGUUUGAAGCUAUUGCAGAAGGUCAUCGUGUCUUUCAUGAUGUGGUAAAAGCUAUCACAAGAAGGGAAGGCAUGAGAAAUUCUGUUAUACUUCUGGGUGGCUUCAGGGAGCUUUGGAAUCUAUAUCAGAAUGAGAUUCGCUCUCUGUUGCACAAUUAUGUGACUACAGAUGCGGAUGUCUAUCAAUUUGAUUCUCCUCGACCUGGUGCUUCAAAGUCGUCUAAACGCGAGAAGCUAUUUAAAUUUUCAGAUGCAGAUGCUAAGUCUAGGCGUAUGACAUCCGAGUAUGAUGAUCUGGAAAUUAUUAUCAGGGCUGCUGUGCCGGGUCUUAUGUCUAGCUCGAGAAAAUCGGGGGCCGACAGUAAGAAGGCGAAGUCUUUCUUAGAGAGCUCGGUGGGAAGGAACGGCGCAAAACGAUUGACUGGUUCCGCUUUUGAUGCUAAAAAUGGUGGAAUGGGCACGCAUAAGUCUUUGGUAGAGCCGAGUGUGUUUAAUAUGAGCUUGUUGUUACCUCCUACAUUGAGCUUUUUACAAAGGUUGAAGGCAAUUGUCCCACCUGGCUCGGAUAUAGUCACAAGCACGUUGACAUCUUUCUUGGAUAACUUCCUUGUUAAUGUCUUUCUACCUCAACUUGAUGAAACCCUUGGUAAGCUUAGUGAUUCGGUAUUUGAGGAGACAGAUGCAUUCCAACAAGAUGCUCAAUGGGCAAGAGUUUCGAGAAGACCUGUCUUCAAAGGCACAGCUGCUUUCUUCACUUUAAUUACGGCAUUCUGCAGGAUGUUGGAUACGAUUCCUCAUGAUCAAGCAUUGAGUCAACUCAUCAUCACGCAAAUGAUGAGAUAUUAUGAUAGAUGCUACGAUUGGUUCAAAUCACUCGUAUCUCGGGUUAGGGAUUCCGAGGGUUCAACGUUAAAGUUGUCUGCAUUGCUUGCUAGUGAGCCUGGUGAUAUCCACGAUACUAUGCAGAAACUGUGGACAAGUGAUGAAGUCGAUCAUCAAUUAUUGGAAAAAGAAACAGGUCUUUUGAUUCUACAGACAAAUGAGAAUCCUCUUGAGGUGGAUGAUAUCAUCUCAGAUCGUGAAACUAUUUCAUCUCUUUGUGUUUUAUACACUAGUAUGAAGUGGUUAGCUAUCAAGAUCGGACAGCUGAGACACAUCACGAGGAUUGAUGCAGAUUCCUCUCGUACGCAAUCGAUGCAGAAACCACCUCAUAGACGUUGGACUCUACUGAAUGAUCCAGCUAGAGUCCAGGACGAACAGGGUGUUUAUCUUCCUAUGACGCAAGAAACUGUUGUCGCAUUCGAUUCAAUUGUUUCCUCGUACCAAGAACUAGCCGCUACCGUCCUCCUCACCCUUCACAUGGAAACUCGCAUUCAAAUCCUACACUCCUUAACACGUGUUCUUUCUCCCUCCUCAGGCUCACAUCCUUUCCCAUAUGUUCUCUCUCAACCCGUAUCAGAUCCAGAUGCGACGGUGUUAUCACUCAAUGCGGAUUUGGUAGCCUAUGACGAAACGAUCGUGAAAUUUCUGGGAGAAAAAGAGAUUAAUUUCGUGAGGAUAGGGUUGGGAUUGCUGAUUGAUACUUUUAUGGUUGAUAAUGCGAGCAAUAUACAGAGGAUUAACAAAGAGGGCGGGAGAAGAAUGAGGUUAAAUGUACUUGUGCUGCAGCAAAAUUUGAAGGGGAUAGAGGAUGGGGUGGGAUUGACGAGGAGUGGGAAGUAUUGGGGUUUGUUUGAGGAGGGGCCGGAUGGGGCUGUGGGGUGGGCGAGGGAGAGUGGUGGUGCUGGUGGAGGUGGAGGUGGAGGUGGAGGUGGAGGUGGAGGUGGAGGUAGCAAUGAAGCGGGUGCGGAUGAGGAGGAGGUGAAGUUCAAUUAUGAUGAAUUGAAGGGGUUGGUGGAGUUGUGCUUUAGUGAACAAUUGGGGAGUAAUGAGAGGGGAAUUACGACGGUGGCGAAGAGGGGGAUGGGCGAGUGUAUGUUGCAGUUGAGUGAGUAUAUGUGGCAGAGUUAG
Molecule: messenger RNA, 3504 nt
Organism: Sclerotinia borealis F-4128
Lineage: Eukaryota; Fungi; Ascomycota; Leotiomycetes; Helotiales; Sclerotiniaceae
Source: the annotation of a GenBank genome assembly